GUACGUACCUUGAACAUUCUAUUUUCCAAAAUUCAUCGACAAUCAUAUCGCGGUUAAAAAAAAUCAUCACGUGCUUUCGCUUCGUUUAUGUAUGAAUCGCGAUUAUUGUUUCAAGUCCACGUUAGAACUGCAAUGGAUUCCAAUUUAGAAUGGUAAACGAACGUGCCGUAAUAAUUCCUGUAAGUAAGUAUAAUUCGAGAAUGAGCCUUUCUGAGGAGCAAGCUAUUUUCGUCACUUGAUGCGACCAAAUCGGUGGUUCAUGAUCUUGCAACACCCACACCCUGGGCAGGAAAGAAACAGGCUUGAGCAGAAAAAAUGUUGCACGCGAUAUGGAGAAAGAAGAGGUUGUGUCUUACGUCCUUGGAAGGUCGCAUCGUGCCAGGUCACCGCUCCGGCGCCAGCUUGGCCAGCUACUAAAUCCCGAAUCGCGUUCCUGGGAUCUCGAGGAUGGAUGUAUCUGAAAACAGAAUUUAUUAGAAAAUAUUCUUAGCCAGAAAUAUCAUCAGGGGGAUAAACGAGAGAAGAGAAGCACUGAUGCCUUUGAUCGGACAAAGAUAAUAACGGUCGGUGUUAUCCCGCAGCGAGAAUAAUUAAAUGGCUCGCGUGCCACGAAAGAAAUCGAGUAUCAAAGAAAACGUCCGAACGAGAUAACGAGGUGCACGGUAUAGAGAAUAUUAUGAAUUCCUCCGUGGAGAACACUAUCGAUACUUUUUCGGUUGGUAAAUGUACGACGAAAUAAAGUACGAAUUCUGUGAAGUCGCGUGCUUGCUUUGCUCAUUCAACAUAUCUGUAUCGAUAAAAUGUUUCCCUGUGUGAUACAUGGCCAACCAUUUCGUGUUCUUCCUCCUCACCAGCGGCAAUAUUUUAUCCCGUCCUAUUAAAAAAAUAUCCAAGUUCCCGUUUUGACCAUAUUCAAUGGAAUUCAUCUUCUGCACUUUUCGUUUCUCUCAGAGAUGUUUCCCAGAGUCACAUUGUCGUCCAAAUGCGGCGAAACUAGAGAGGGUAUCGACAAUUCAAGGGGUUCGUGUGAUCGAAGUGACAGAAGCUUGCGAAUGCACGCCGGAUUCAUCCUGUAGGCGAGAGUCUUUCACACAUCUCGUUCAUUCUGGCACUCCUCAUCAGGCCGUGAUGGAUGUAGGAGUAUGUAUGGGUCACUGUGCUAAAGGAGACGAAGUGUAUCAAGUGAUUGAGAAAUGUGGCUGCGCUGGAACAUGCCACAAAAUGGAUCAUAUGGAGACCGUUCUAGAUUUUAGCGAAGUCGAAAUUAAGGAUGGUACGAACACAACGGAUGUCAGGCCAGUCGUUCGGCAAAUUAACGUCGGACAAUGUGUUGGGACGUGUCCAGGGAAUGAGACGGAAAUGUGUCUUUUGAGAGACAAAAAAGAGCCAUCGAGAUGUUUGGCUGCCCUGUACUCGAAGCAACAUACUUGUACGCCCGCUAGAUUCAAAGUUCACGAAUACAGGACUCGUCGUGGAUCGAAGAGAGAAAUUAUUCAAAUUACACAGUGCGCCUGCGUUUGAAUAAAAUAGGGAAGAUCGCGAGAGAUCUAUUGAAAUCAACAGACCAAUAAAACAGACUUAUAGAGAUAUUUAGGUUACUUUAUACAUCGCGUAAAUACAAAGUACCAUUUCGAUGUUCCUACAUGCACCGUGUAUUGGUAUUACAAAUAAACGUACAAUGACUU
Messenger RNA from Heterotrigona itama, 1685 nucleotides. Lineage: Eukaryota; Metazoa; Arthropoda; Insecta; Hymenoptera; Apidae. The record is from the annotation of a GenBank genome assembly.